Molecule: messenger RNA, 861 nt
Organism: Oncorhynchus gorbuscha (pink salmon)
Lineage: Eukaryota; Metazoa; Chordata; Actinopteri; Salmoniformes; Salmonidae
Product: dedicator of cytokinesis protein 1-like
Exons: 5
Coding region: 1-861 (286 amino acids)
Biological process (GO): cell migration; small GTPase-mediated signal transduction
Cellular component (GO): cytoplasm; plasma membrane
Molecular function (GO): small GTPase binding; guanyl-nucleotide exchange factor activity
Source: RefSeq, a predicted model, not a curated record
AUGACCGUUGUGAUCAUUGUGUGUUUCCAGAUCCCUUACCUAGCUGAUGGGGUUCGUAUCCAUGGAGAGAAGGUGUCUGAGGCUCUGAGGCCUUUCCAUGACCGCCUGGAGGCCUGCUUCAAACAGCUCAGAGAGAAAGUGGAGAAACAGUACGGAGUCAAGACUCUGCCUGCGGUGGAUGACAGACGUGGGACCCGUCCUCGCUCUAUGCUGCGUUCCUUCACCAUGCCCUCACAACAGAGACCACUCUCUGUGGCUUCAGUCAACUCCAUCUCCUCUGACAACUCCCCCUCUCGACCUGGCUCAGACGGCUUUGCCCUAGAGCCUCUCCUGCCAAAGAAGUUGCACUGCAAGUCCCAGGAUAAGCUGGAGCGCGACGAGUCGGAGAGGGAGAGGAAGGACAAGAAGAAAGAGAAGAGGAACAGUAAACACCAGGAGAUCUUUGACAAGGAGCUGAAGACCACUGACAUCUCCCUGCAGCCCGCGAGGCAGUCAUACUAUCAGCCCACUGAGGCCUCAGAGACCAAAGAGUCAGGUGUUGAACCUGUUGAGUGGAGACCGCCGUCUCUCCGUGUCCCCCUGACCCCCAGCCCCAUUCCUCCCGGGCCCCCACCCAUCACCCCCAGGAACAAACUGUCCUUCAGCCUGCUCACCGUCUCCAGGUCGUCUCUGUCUUCCCUGGGCUCUAGGUCGUCUGUCUUCCCUGGGCUCUCUAGGGUCUUCUUUGUCUUCCCUGGGCUCUCUAGCGUCGUCUCUGUCUUCCUGGGCUCUCUAGGGUCGUCUCUGUCUUACCUGGGCUCUCUAGGGUCGUCUCUGUCUUCCCUGGGCUCUCGAGGGUUGUCUGUCUUCCCUGUGCUCUAG